CGAUUGCCACCUCGUUUGCCUUUGCCUUUCCUCUUUCAUCUUUUCUAGCUUCAAAUAAACUCUGCGGACGAAAUUUCGAGCUAGGGUUUCGUAUUGCUCUUACUCUCUUACCCGAUCAAUCGAAGCGAUGGUUGCGCCCAAGAGAGAAGGCGAGAGCUCAGAUCGCGGAGAUCGACCCGAUCCGUUGCCGGGAUCGAGGACCGCCGGAGGUUUAACGGAGAGGUUAAGGGAUGCGCUUUUAGGCGAACCCGAUGAGGAUCUGGUGCUCGAUCGGAGCGAUGCUGAGAAUGGGAUUGCGCAGUGGCUGAGAGCGCUCGAUCUUCAGGUUCUCGGCGCUUGCCGUGCUGAUGAGAGGUUGAAGCCUUUGCUUAAGCUCAACAUCUCGAGUGGAGUUGAGGAAGACAGGCUUCUCGCCCGAUUAGGCCAGCAUUUUGAUGCAUCAGAAGUUGGGAUGCUUGCCCGAUGUCUGUGCAUUCCUUUGGUAUCUAUUCGAGUAGGGAAGGUUAAGAAGCAAGGGAACCUUUUGUCCCCGACUGCUACAAGGGGGCAUCUUAAUCUAAGUCUAUUGUCUUCAUCUAAUAUGCGCAUUUCAUUCACGGGGGAUGACGGUUGUACUGAGAAAUUGGCUGUUCUGAGUAAUGUUGCUGAGGCCUCUGAAGUGGUGGUUGAAGAAAUUUCAGCUGAUACUUCUGGUCGCUCAUUUUUGAUAAAGCUUCCGGGAUCAGAAGUGUUGUAUUUUUGGUGUUCGGAGAAGUCAAAUGAUCGUGGAAUGGAGCUCCUUGCAAAGAUGAAGAAUCUACUGAGGAGGAAGCCGUCUUUAGCUCGUCUGACUGGAAUUUGUGAAUCACGCCUUGAUUCUUUUGCAACCCACAUCCGGGCAUACCUUCUUGGUUCAUCGAACACAGCAGAAGCUGAUCUACUUUCUUUGUCAGGUGAAUCAUCUGCAGGUGUACAUGCAUCAGACACGUACUUCCAUUCUCCACCCUUGUUUUCAAAGUCUUCUCGCUGCCGGUUUACAGCAGCCCAUACAACAAAGGGACAACCCUCACACCAAGGCAGUCUCAGUCCUCGGCCAAACACUUUCAAGGAUGGGACUGCUAGAAGUUCUUCCUCCAUCAGAAACAAUAUAAAAGAGAAACUUAAGCGCCGGGGGGAUACUCAUAAUUCUAGCUUCUUGUCCAUCAGCCAGCCAUCUAUACCUACUGUAUCAACUUCAUGUACCCAAUCUAGCCACCAACCUGAAGAUGAAACUGUCAGGGGCAGCGACAGCGACAGCUGCAGCUUUCUGCCCUCUGUUACUCUUUCUGAAAUGCAUUGUAUAUCCUCUUCUCCUUCCUCAUCGAUCCCUCUUUUCCUCAACCUCCCUUCAUCCCUCAUUAGUUCCUCAAAUUCUCUAUUCUCGCCGUAUUACUGUUUGUGUCCCCCCUGCCCAUCAGCACUUCAGUAUCCUGCAGCCCCUUCUCGUCUGCCCAUUACUUUCAAUGAGUCUAUGCCUCUUCCACCUCUAUCAUCCUUGUUGUCAGCAUCUGUGCCUCCCGUCUCUCUAGUUACAUCAAGUGUUCCACUCAGUAUUCCUAGUCUGCCAACGAUAAACCUUCCUUCUCUUUUCCCUGAAUCCUUUGCUCGUCUCUCGAUUCCUGUCACCUCAUUUGUUACAUUACCAACUUCCCAACAAAUUUCAACCUUUUCCGGGUACAUGUCUGAUCCAAUUGUGCACACUCCGGUAAUCGACGUUUGCUCCUCUGGCCAAGGAUACCUUGUGAGUGCUGGACCUGCAAUGUCUUCAGUCAUGCCGCCUUUGCUUCCGAGCUUUGUAAACCAUCCUCUCAUCUCAAGCACAGAGUCUGCGGUGGAAAACAGUGCGAGGGAAACGCUUAGGAUGCUUAUGGCAUCUACACCAAAAUUUACUUAUCAAAAGCCAAUGAUUGUUAUUCCGGGGACUGACGGAAUGAAUCACAAUGCAACAGUUAUUCCUGGGAGCAACCGCGAUGUAGUGGCUGAUGUGGGCCAGGGUCUUUACGGUGGUGCCUUCAUAGAUGUUGAAGCAGUUGCGAUGGGCUUAUCUUCUCUGGGUUUAUCUUUGUCAAGCAGUAAGGUUGACGGCCGUGUCAAAAUAGGCAAGCAGGAGAGAAACGACCAUGCCUUUACGGAGGAGAGUUCGGAGGACUGAAUUGACAGAAAUUGAUGAUUGCAGAUGUCGCUGUAUAUUCCUGUAGGCAGUUAGCAUAUGGAAUGGUCGAUUGUAGGCUUUUGCAUGUGGGCCGCUUGGCUUGAAAAAUGGCAUCCGCUAAGGAGCGGUUAUUGAUUUUUUUUUUUUUUUAUUCUUCUUCUUCUUUCUCCUGUGUGUUUUUCAGCUUGUAGUGUAUUGCCAAGGUUCACCGAUGUAAUUGGUUGUAAUUUUGAAAGCUCAACUCCUGGGGAGAUAAUAAAAAAGAGCAAUUUGUUUCGAGUA
This is a messenger RNA of Asparagus officinalis (garden asparagus), 2452 nucleotides long. RefSeq lists its product as uncharacterized. The record is from RefSeq and is a predicted model, not a curated record. Lineage: Eukaryota; Viridiplantae; Streptophyta; Magnoliopsida; Asparagales; Asparagaceae. The transcript has 6 exons. The coding region runs from base 128 to 2170 and encodes 680 amino acids.